GCCAGCGUAAGUCUCUCGACGAGUUUCAUCAAAGUUGUCAGUCUUUAUUAAGUUGCGAGUGGCAAUUUUAUUGCGUACCUAGUGGAGUAUGAAUUGUGUUCGUAAGUGGUGGUCAUCUUUAGUGGCCAAAAAGAGGUAUUUUUGGUCUGACAAAGGACCAGGAAGUGAUUGUUUCUUGUGGCAAGAUGUGUUACUCCUCAUUGGAGGCAUUCAAAGUGAACUCACAUUGAAGUGGAACUGCGAGCGUUACAUUCGCUUCUUGGUAUCAUGUUUAUUUUUCCUACAAUCAUUUUUCAUUUUUGUAGUGCUUUGUAGUACCUUGCAGACCAAUAGAGACGAAAUGUUUAAAGUCGUUGUGGAGGUUUUGAAAUUUUCGGCCUUCUUAGUUGCUGGAUGCAAAUUGUUGUUGAUAAAGCUUCAUCGGAAAUCGAUCACCAAUAUCAGAACUUAUAUUAAUGAUGGACAAACUACAACCGGAGAUAACAGCUACGAUAGGCUCGAACUAACCAAUUUCAAGCAACGAUCCAUGACAAUGAUACGUUUCAUUUAUGGCUUAAUCUUCAUCGAUAUGGCUCUCCUUUCCAUACCAAACGACAUCACGGACAUGGCUUUUGAUAUACGAUCCGAUAUACAGCCUUUCAUGUCACAUGCGCGUAACAUUUAUCGUUUACUCUUCAUAACUCUUUUGCCAGUUGGAUUCUUGCCGAAAUUUUUCAGCAGCAUGGCGACCGUUGGAACCCUUCUAUUGGGAAUGCAAGCCAACUUUAAAGUUUUAGCCAACCGCUUUCAUUCGAUUUUGAGUCAACCGUUUGUUAUCAAUGGAACUGACUGGGAAAUGAUAAAUCAUGAGUUGAAAGAUACUGUGAAACAUCAUUUGGAAUUUUGGCGACACUUCAAAGCCUUAAAGAGCUUAGUCGGCGAAACAUUCUUUCUUGUUCAUUAUUUUUCAAUCAUGAGUAUCGGAGCAUUGUGCUAUAUUUGUCAAGAUAUUGGAGUGAACUUUUUGUCAUUUGUCGUUUUGGCUACACUGGCAAUGUUUCUUGUAGAAUACUACAUGUUUUGCCAUUUUGUUGAUUCCUUUCAAGAUAUUGCUAACUGUAUUGGCGAACAUAUUUUCCAGAUUGCUAUUCUUAUGCCCCACAACCGGAAGAACCACUCACAUUACAUUGGUUUCCGAACAGCGUUGAUGAUAAUCUGGCUGAACACGCGUCGUGGAGUCUCCAUGGACUGCAUGGGGUUAUUUAACAUUUCAACUGUAGCUUUUCUGCAUGUGCUGAACAUUGCUUACACAGUGCUGACAUUUCUUAUUCAAAUGAGUCAACUCUAAUUAGGAAUCUAAAUAUGUACAAUCAAUUCGAAUCAGUUUGAGAUAUUAUCAAGGUAGGAAAUAUUAAAUCCGAUGUGUCAAUUAUCAAAACUAGGACACUAAUUUUAAUAUUACUUUUCAAUAAACAUUGAACAUAUUGCAAAUAGUUGCACGU
Messenger RNA from Aedes aegypti (yellow fever mosquito), 1481 nucleotides. RefSeq lists its product as uncharacterized. Bases 89 to 1327 code for a protein of 412 amino acids. Gene Ontology annotation, biological process: detection of chemical stimulus involved in sensory perception of smell; sensory perception of smell. The record is from RefSeq and is a predicted model, not a curated record. Lineage: Eukaryota; Metazoa; Arthropoda; Insecta; Diptera; Culicidae. Gene Ontology annotation, cellular component: plasma membrane. Gene Ontology annotation, molecular function: olfactory receptor activity; odorant binding. The transcript has 4 exons.